GUCAGUUUGAAUUCGAAAGCGAUCUUGUGUAGUACGCAUUUAUCAAGCAUUUCAACGAUUUUCAGUGCGAUUCGUGCGAUUCACUGCGAAUUUCUCUCAAGUGCGAUAAUUCAUAAUAACAAUUUGUAUUUAUUUAUUUGUUCGAUUGUGAAAUUUACGAUCAAAAAUCUACGAAAUGGUCGGAAAAACGGCAAUCGGAAUUGAUUUAGGUACCACGUACUCUUGUGUGGGUAUCUGGCAACACGGAAAAGUCGAGAUCAUCGCCAACGACCAGGGUAACAGGACCACCCCGAGUUACGUUGCGUUUACGGACACGGAACGAUUGAUCGGAGACGGAGCCAAGAACCAGGUGGCCAUGAAUCCCAGCAACACGGUGUUCGAUGCCAAACGUUUGAUCGGCCGUCGGUUCGACGACGAGAAGACGCAAGCGGACAUGAAACAUUGGCCGUUCAAAGUGGUCAACGACUGCGGGAAACCGAAAAUCCAAGUGGAAUUCAAAGGAGAACGGAAAGUGUUCGCGCCUGAAGAGAUCAGCUCGAUGGUACUGACUAAAAUGAAAGAGACCGCCGAAGCGUAUUUGGGUCGUGACGUGACGGACGCUGUCAUUACGGUGCCGGCGUAUUUCAACGAUUCGCAGAGACAAGCGACUAAGGACGCGGGCAUCAUAGCCGGACUGAACGUGAUGAGGAUAAUAAACGAACCGACGGCUGCGGCUUUGGCUUACGGUCUGGACAAGAAUCUAAAAGGAGAACGGAACGUGUUGAUUUUCGAUCUGGGCGGCGGUACGUUUGACGUGUCCGUGUUGCAGAUCGACGAAGGAUCGAUAUUCGAAGUAAAGUCCACGGCGGGAGACACACACUUGGGCGGCGAAGACUUUGACAAUCGGCUAGUGUCCCAUUUGGCGGAAGAGUUCAAGAGAAAGUUCAAAAAGGACGUAAAGAGCAACCCCAGAGCUUUGAGACGGCUGAGGACCGCCGCCGAACGUGCCAAGAGAACGUUGUCGUCCAGCUCGGAGGCCACCAUUGAGAUCGACGCGCUGAUGGAAGGCAUCGAUUUCUAUACCAGAGUGUCUCGAGCCCGUUUCGAGGAGCUGUGCGCGGAUCUAUUCAGAGCGACUUUGCAACCGGUGGAAAAGGCGUUGGCGGACGCCAAGUUGGACAAAGGAGCCAUACACGACGUGGUGCUCGUGGGCGGUUCUACGAGGAUCCCGAAAAUCCAGAGUCUCCUCCAAAACUUCUUCUGCGGUAAGCCACUGAACCUGUCCAUCAACCCGGACGAGGCGGUAGCGUACGGCGCUGCCGUACAAGCGGCCAUUCUCGGCGGCGACACGAGUUCUGCUAUCCAAGACGUGUUGCUCGUGGACGUGACCCCUCUGUCACUCGGCAUCGAGACCGCGGGCGGCGUGAUGACCAAGAUCGUCGAGCGCAAUUGCACCAUACCGUGCAAACAAACCCAGACAUUUACUACUUACGCGGACAACCAACCGGCCGUCACUAUACAGGUAUUCGAAGGAGAAAGAGCCAUGACCAAGGACAACAACCUGUUGGGAACUUUCGACCUGACCGGCAUACCUCCGGCGCCCAGAGGUGUACCGAAAAUCGAUGUAACUUUCGAUCUGGACGCUAACGGUAUUCUGAACGUGUCGGCCAAGGACAACAGUUCCGGUCGUUCCAAGAACAUUGUCAUCAAAAACGAUAAGGGUCGUUUGUCUCAAGCCGAAAUCGAUCGUAUGCUCAGCGAGGCCGAACGAUACAAAGAGGAGGACGAACAACAAAAAGUCAAGAUAGCGGCAAAGAACCAGUUGGAGAGCUACGUGUACGGCGUGAAACAAGCGUUGGACGAGGCCGGUGACAAGUUGACCGAAUCCGAGAAAAACGCAGGUAAACAACAGUGCGAAGCGGUCAUCCAGUGGUUGGACAACAAUCAGUUGGCGGACAAAGAAGAGUUCGAGCACAAACUAAAGGAACUGCAGAAGAGCUGUUCGGAGCUAAUGAUGAAAUUACACGGCGGACAAGCCGGAGGACCACAGGCCGGGUCGCCUGGAGGUUGCGGAUUCCCCGGAUCACAAUCUCGAGGACCGACGGUUGAAGAAGUCGAUUAAUUAUUAUUUGAUUGUAUAAUGUGACUUUUGUUGUAUCGUGUUAUUUAUUUUCUUGUAAAAUAUUCUCAAAUGUUCCAACUAUUAGACUGAUUUUUUUUAUGUUUUUCAAAUAUUUGUACCUAUGUAUAUGUUAUUUUAGUUUUUUAAUAUAAUUCAUUAUGUACUUAGUAUUUUAUUUUCGCGAAAAUAAAUUGUACCUUAUAAGAACAUUUA
This is a messenger RNA of Cinara cedri, 2314 nucleotides long. NCBI's taxonomy places the organism in Eukaryota, Metazoa, Arthropoda, Insecta, Hemiptera, Aphididae. The record is from the annotation of a GenBank genome assembly.